UCCCACCCGAGCCACUCAAAAAAGCCACAAGGCUUCUCACUUCAUCAAGGCAUACCUAGCUUAUCGUCGGUGCAGCAAUGGACGCCAUGGAAAGAGGCCAGGGCUCGCCGCGGCUGCCAAAGAGCCGGGGCUCGAAGGUCGACGAGGAAAGCCUCAAGACGCCGCUGAUAGAGAGCAAGAAGACCGGCAGCCGGGCGCCGGCGGUGGUGCUCGGGUUCGAGUGCCUCGAGAGCACGGCCUUCAACGGCAUUGCCACCAACCUGGUGCUCUACCUGGAGAGCGUCCUGCACGGCAGCGGCCUGGCCAGCGCCUCCAACGUCACCACGUGGAUCGGCACCAGCUUCCUCACGCCCGUCCUCGGCGCCAUCCUCGCCGACACCUUCUGGGGCAACUACAACACCAUCCUCGUCUCCCUCGUCGUCUACCUUCUCGGUAUGAUGCUCAUCACCUUCUCUGCGCUCCUGCCGACCACCGAUCUGUGCGGGCUGGGCUCGUCGUGCCAUCCGAUGUUCGGCGCGCACACCGUCGCCUUCUCCGGCCUCUACCUCGUGGCGUUCGGCAGCGGCGGCGUGCGGGCGGCCCUGUUGCCGUUCGGGGCGGAGCAGUUCGACGACGACAACGCCGUGGACCGGGAGCGGAAGAUGGCAUUCUUCAGCUGGUUCUACAUCUGCGUCGACUUCGGCAUGAUCGUGUCCGGGCUCUUCCUCGUGUGGAUCCAGCAGAACGUCAGCUGGGGCCUCGGCUUCGGCAUCGCCACGGCCUGCAUCGCGCUCGCCUUCGUCGGCUUCGUCCUUUUCACGCCCAUGUACAAGCGCAGCAUGCCGACCGGUAGCCCGUUCAAGAGCCUGUGCCAGGUCGUGGUCGCCGCGUGCAGGAAGGUCACCCUGCGCGUCCCCGCCGACGCCGCCGUCCUCUACGAGGUCAGCGACAAGAUCGACCAGCCCAGGAUCGCGCACACCAAGGAGUUCACGUUCCUCGACAAGGCGGCCGUGGUCGCGGACUCGGACCUGGAGGAGGUGACCAACGUCGACGCCGCGGCGGCGGCCGCGGGCUCGUGGAGGCUCUGCACGGUGACGCAGGUGGAGGAGCUCAAGAUCCUGAUGCGGCUGCUGCCGAUCUGGGCGACGAGCAUCGUGCUGUCGGCGGCGUACGCGCAGCUCAACACCACGUUCGUACAGCAGGGCAGCGCCAUGGACAUGCGGGUCAUGUCGUUCACCAUCCCGGCCGCGUCCAUGGUGUCCUUCGAGGUGAUCUGCGUCCUGGCGUGGGUGCUCCUCUACGGCUCGGUGAUCGUGCCGGCACUCAGGAGACUGUCCCCGGCGAGCGACGAGCCGUCGCAGCUGCGGCGGAUGGGCGCCGGGCGGCUGCUCAUGGCGUUCGCGAUGGCCGUGGCGGCGCUGGUGGAGAUGAGGAGGCUGGAGGCCGCCGGGAGCGGGGAGUCCAUCAGCAUCGGGUGGCAGAUGCCGCAGUACUUCGUGCUCGCCGGCGGGGAGGUGUUCUGCUACAUCGCGCAGCUGGAGUUCUUCUACACCGAGGCGCCGGAGUCGAUGAAGAGCAUGUGCACGUCCUUCUCGCUGCUCACCGUGGCGCUGGGCAGCUACGCGAGCUCGAUGAUCUACGCCGUCGUGAACGCGCUCACGGCCACCGGCGGGCGGCCCGGGUGGAUAUCGGACGACCUCAACGAAGGGCACCUCGACUACUUCUUCUGGUCCAUGGCGGCGCUGUGCACGCUCAACUUCGUCGUGUACAGCGCCUUCGCCAGGAACUACCAGGUGAAGACGGUCGUGUCGUGAUCGUGAUCGUUCCUUGCUCGUCGGCGUACAUAAGGAGGGCAUCGGAUUUCGCAUUGCAACACGCAGUGCGGUGGUACAAAAGAUUGUUUUGUUUCUUGUUUCAGAAUUCAAAAAGUUCUUUCUUUAGGUAGCGCGUUAUAAAAGAAUUUUAAAUCUAGUUUGGUAUGGUGCAAUUACGGGAACAAGCAACAACAAUUGGGUUUGUGAUACUGUGUACUA
Hordeum vulgare subsp. vulgare (domesticated barley) is the source of this 2012-nucleotide messenger RNA. RefSeq names its product protein NRT1/ PTR FAMILY 8.3-like. Gene Ontology annotation, molecular function: transmembrane transporter activity. Gene Ontology annotation, cellular component: membrane. Gene Ontology annotation, biological process: transmembrane transport. The transcript has 3 exons. Bases 78 to 1793 code for a protein of 571 amino acids. The record is from RefSeq and is a predicted model, not a curated record. NCBI's taxonomy places the organism in Eukaryota, Viridiplantae, Streptophyta, Magnoliopsida, Poales, Poaceae.